GGCGUCUGGCACCGCGCUCAUAGCGAGAGCCUCGCGUGCUUCCCCUCCUUUCCUCCCGGAAUCUGGUCCGGCUCGUGGGGCUGUGCGGUCGCCGACGGUGGGGCGUGGCACCUCCAGGACAGACGAGACGAAGUGCCUGCGCCUCCUAGAGUGCCGCCUCGUUUCCGGUGCCGCCAUUUUGCCGUGAGACAGCAGCGGGCAGGGCCGCAGGGAUGCUGUCUGCCGCCGGAUACGCGGAGCUGAGGCCGGAGCCGGGCUGCGGGGUGGGCGCGCCCGUGCAGUACCGCUUUUCGCCCUACACCUUCAACGGCGGGACUGUGUUGGCGAUUGCUGGAGGAGACUUUUGCAUUGUUGCCUCUGACACACGACUGAGUGAAGGUUAUGCAAUUCACAGCCGGGACAGUCCAAAAUGCUACAAACUAACAGAGCAUACAGUCAUUGGAUGCAGUGGCUUCCAUGGUGACUGCCUUACACUUACUAAAAUUAUUGAAGCAAGAUUAAAGAUGUACAAGCAUUCCAAUAACAAGACUAUGACUACUGGAGCUAUUGCAGCAAUGCUGUCUACAAUUCUGUAUUCUCGACGUUUCUUUCCUUACUAUGUUUACAACAUAAUUGGGGGACUUGAUGAAGAAGGGAAGGGAGCAGUUUAUAGCUUUGAUCCAGUAGGCUCAUACCAGAGAGAUUCUUUCAAAGCAGGUGGAUCAGCAAGUGCCAUGCUGCAGCCCUUGCUUGAUAACCAGAUUGGCUUCAAGAACAUGCAAAAUGUGGAGCACGUACCUUUGACCCUGGAGAAGGCUUUGCAGCUGGUUAAGGAUGUCUUCAUUUCUGCUGCUGAGAGAGAUGUGUACACUGGUGAUGCGCUUAAGAUUUGUGUUGUCACCAAAGAUGGAAUUAAAGAGGAAACCAUCCAGUUAAGAAAAGACUAAUUCAGUUCACAUACAAAUGUGUAAUCUACGAUGUACAAUUUAACUCGAAUGUGAAGGUGUUUGUCUUAUUAAAUUUUUUCAAGAAGUU
Messenger RNA from Phasianus colchicus (ring-necked pheasant), 1014 nucleotides. It is a transcript of the gene PSMB1, whose product is annotated as proteasome 20S subunit beta 1. The record is from RefSeq and is a predicted model, not a curated record. NCBI's taxonomy places the organism in Eukaryota, Metazoa, Chordata, Aves, Galliformes, Phasianidae. Gene Ontology annotation, cellular component: proteasome core complex; cytoplasm; nucleus.